GCGAGGAGGAGGAGGAGCCGCCUUGGCCUGGCCCCGAGCUCGGCCCCGGGCCCGGGCCUACCCGCUGGGCGGCUGGAGGCUGCCCGACAUGGCGGGGGAACAGGAGAAGGAGCCGGCGGGGCCGGUGCACAAGCGGAAGACAGGUGCUAAUGGUGGUGGGACACAACUGAAGAGUCCGGAGAAGAAGAAGCGAAAGUCCAGUGCACAGGCAGCUCAGUUCUCGCACCUCUCCGAGUUUGCUCCUCCGCCCACCCCGAUGGUCGACCACCUCGUGGCCUCCAACCCUUUCGACGACGACUUCACCCCCCCGAAAGGGGCGGCCCCGUCUGGCCCAUUCUUCGGCAGCCCGGGCGCCUACGGGGGGUUCCGGCCACAGUCCUCCAUCCCGCCCCACCUGCAUCCGGCCUUCAGCCCCGGACCUCAGGCCAUGAGGCGCCAGCCGCCCCACCACUUCGCUCCGAAUCAGCUGGGCGGGGGUUUCGGCAUGCCGCAGAACCCGAACUUCAGCCAGCCAGGCGGCGUGAACUUCGGGAGCCCGCCCUUCAACCAGGGAAUCAACCAGACUUUCAGCCCGCCUCCUGGCCAGCCCCUUCACCCGGGACCCCCCAGCAUUGGUCCAGCUGCCAACUUCAACUCCAUGAUGCCCCCGGGCAUGGGCCAGCCUCCGAGGGGAGACGUGGUCCCAGGCGCCGGCCCGGCACUGAACCCAGCGGCCGGGCCCCCCAUGGGGCAGAAGUUCGUCCAGAUGCCCAGCCCCUUCAACCCGAAUCCGGCGCCCCGGCCCAACCAAAGCUUCGCCAAAGGCACCAGUCAGCCAAGCCUCCCACCGAACCCCAGCUCUUUCCCCAGUCCAGACCGGAGCUUCCCUCCGUCGGAGGAGGCCGCCAAGACUUUCAGCCGUCCCGGCAACACCUUCAACCAAGGGAGCGAGCACUCCGGCUCCCCGGCUGCUAUCAACGGCAACCAGGCGGGCUUUAACCAAAAUGCCGGCAGCCAGAACAGCAGCGCACCGGACGGCAAUAACUUCCCGGUGGCCGCCAGCAAGAACCCAUCGGGCCACCGACCAUCCUCCGAUCCAGUGUACCCCUGCGGCUUCUGCCUGAACGAGGUGAAUGACGACCAGGACGCCAUCCUGUGCGAGGCCUCCUGCCAGAAGUGGUUCCACCGGGAGUGCACCGGCAUGACGGAGACGGCCUACGGCCUGCUCACCACAGAGACCUCGGCGGUGUGGGCUUGCGACUUCUGCCUGAAGAGCAAGGAGAUCCAGUCGGUGUACCUGCGGGAGAACCUGGGUCAGCCAGUCGUGAGCGAUGGCUGAGAGCGUCCGCCAGCGAAGGGGAGCCUGCCUUCGGUUGCCGACUCUCGGCCCCGUCUGGGGAAGGAAGGGGAUCUCGAUCAGGUUCCGGUGCACUUGCCUUUUUGUCACAACAGAGGAAAGCAAGUACGCUCUGCUCCCAGUGGGAAUGGGCCCCCUACUUUAGGGUAGCAAACUUAAAAAAAACUCUGGGGAGUGUCCAUCGUUCUGUGUGUCCGGUUAGGGAUUUUGUGUGGGGGGCGGGGUGGGGAGGGUGUGGGGGGGAGAGAAAAACGGUCUUUUUGUUUUGUUCUCGGGGGCAUGUGGAAGGAGUCUCUCCCCCCGCCCUCCCUCGCGCACAGCAAGCUGGCUUCCCAAAGGGUGAGAGUACUCAAGUGAGAGCAGAACGGUGUGAGCACAGUCUUGUGGGGUGCGAUGCCUUGGGUUUGGCAGGGGAGGGUGGAAGUAGGUCCACAAAUAUCCGUUUGAAUAAAGUGUGACACGAUGGACAGUGGGGGGUGGAUGCCAAUUGAAAGAUGCGUGUUUGCAAGUUGAACACCGUGUAUUAAUUAAUGUGCUGUGAUAUGAAAUGUUACAAGUGAACAAGGUAGGCAAGCACCUACAUGAACCUCUCACUGUGCUGGGCCCAUUUGGAUUCUGGUGUUGCUAUGAGCCCCCUCCCCCAAAGACCACUUAUAAAUGGUUCAGACAAUGUCCAGGUUAGAUUGCAGGCAUCAUUUAACUCUGAAUUCCACCCCACCCCCCAACGCAGAGUUCGUUCUCCCUGGGUGACAGAUCACGGUGACAUUACAGAAUCUUUGGGGUAUGCAGCAGCCACUGGGAGACUCUUCCUUUCCUGCCUCUCUCGCUCUCUGGCUCACAAGAGUCCUUGACCUGCGUUCAGUCUUACGGGAAUGUAAAUGACUUCACGGGAACCUGUAUUCUGAGCAGCUCUGUUUAAAAGUUUUUAUUUUUGAAUUCUGUAAGAUGUGGACUACCUGACCUUGGGUGGGUGGUGCUUGCCCUCCCUCUGAGGAGAAAUGUUACUUUCACACAAUCUUCUCUUUGUCCCUCCUUCCCCAGGCAGUGCUUUACUUUGGGGAGGGGGAGGGGUGGGGGAGGUUGAAGAACACCAGCACUGCAGGCACUGGCUCACACCCUGUACCUGACAGUGUUUGUCACUCCGGGGCUGCCGAUAUCACUGUGGCCGGCGGGGAGAAUCCUGCAACUCUUACUGUCCUCCACCCCGUGAAAGGUGCCAGGGACUCAACAGGUUGGGAUCGGGGGGUUCACUUGUGUUGAAACCGUGUGAUCCCUCCUGUUAGCAAGGGAGCAAACUGCCAUUUGAACCUAUAGUGAAACUGAGCCUGGGGUGAGAUUACAGGCAAAUGACCACGGUACUAGAAGUAUAGCUCCCUAAAACGGGGCCUUUGGGUGCUGGGGAGGGCUGUUACAUUGUACUGCCUGCAGUUUUCCAUAAUCGGAAAUGGGCAGUGUGUUGGGAGCAAUUGUGGGGGGGUUUCUGGUGCAUCCCAGCACCGAUGGUCAUUCUGGUUCCCUGACUGCCCCCUGCUUGCACAACUGCAGCCUGUGUGACUUCUGUGUAAGGCCCGGGGGAGCUGCCUGCAGUUGCAGGGCACAAGGAUGUCAGGGCAGCAUUUGCAAGUUCUGUGAGAGCGGGGGAAGCACAGGGUGGCGAUCUGCAGCCGUAACUGAGAAAUGAUGCAGUUAUUUUUAUAAAUAGGGGAUGGCUUCAAAUUAAUCCAGAAACCAAAGGUUCUGCAUUUAAACCAGUUUCAUGUGUUUGCACUCUUUACUAUCACCAACAUUUCCCUGCAGUCUUGAGUGGGUUAGUUAUGCUGGGAUAUAAUCCUGCUUUAACCUGCCAUCGAGGUGUGGUGGCUUUGUGUGAUGAACUGGCCUUUGAAUUCAGUUGUGCUAUAUUUUUUGUUUGUGACGGUGGUGAACCUGGCAUUGGCUUCUCUCAAGACUACCUCAUUGUGACUGGGGGGAAAAUGCAUUGAUUGAUUUUUAAUGCACACUGCUGUCUUUUUUAUAAAAGUAUUUUUUGGUACAGAAUUCAUUUCGGUGGCACUUAAUUCUGAUCCUCCUUAGGCAAACAACGUGUAUAAUAUAGUGUGUAUUUUAUCAUAUGAUUAAUGUACUGGAUAUGUAUCAGUUGUGCUAUUGCAAUCCUUAUUUCUUCCCUCCAGCGGUUUAUGGAAAGUUGACUGUCAGUACUUGGUUUUGGUCCUGUGUUUACGGUUAGUUGGGCAAGGUGAUGUUUCUUCAGCAACGUGUGGGGCCCCAUAUUCAGCUCAGAAAGGCUCCUUGGGUCUAAGCUCCAUUGACCGAGCAGAAUAUUACAGUUUUGAGUACUUUCCCUGUACCUGUUUGUGUGUUGCACUAUCUUUCUGCUUUUUCCCUCUACCCCCAGCUGGAAUGUACAUACACAACUACUGGUUGACAAUUUCCAGGGACUACUGGUGUCUUGAGCUGACGGUUACCCAUCAGAGGCAAAGAUACUGACCACAACCUUUCCAACCCCCCCUGCUCUGUAAAACUCGAUGGAAGAAAGUAGCAAGGAACGAGACAGCCGAGGAAGGUUCCAUCUUCGGUCUGGGGCAGUUGUUGGGGUGCUGGGGGGGGAGGGGGGAGUAGGCAGCUGUUGGAGGCAGCCAAUUAAGUGCUGUGUCCGUGAGGUUAUGAACAAACAUUAACCUUUCACCCCUAGGGGUGCAUCUGUGGGAGAGAAAGUAUUUGAAGCAGCUAAAACUGUUGACCCUGGGUAAUGGUGUUGGACACCAGCUGGAGGGAUCAAGGAUCUUGCUGGAAUGGUCUGGCUUUUCCUAAUGUGUCUCUGUUCCCAUGUGAAAUAAGCCAGCGACUUGUUACUAAAUAGGGCUUAAACUUUGGCACUCAUUCGUGUGACUGGUUCACCAGCUGUGAGCUGUGCACUUCCCAACAGAAGCAGUGCGAAUAUCCAGUGACAGCUAAUCUUUUAAUCUGCCCUGUCGCUGUGAUAAAUGGAAAAUUAAAUCACAGUUCAGUGACAGAAGUGGCUCCUGGGGAUGUGCCGGUGAUGGCAUCGGACACGCUGACAAUUCUGGGUGGUACUAGUUUGGAAAGAGUUCCAACACAACUCCAGUCCUCUGGUCACUUGGGAACGUGGGGUCGUAGGAGUGCGACUGAAAUGAUCCUGUCACUGAGUUCUCCCCCCCGAUGCUGGAACCUCUCACAAGUUGUGCAGUAAGCCUAGCAGGUACUGAAUGGGUAGGUCCUGAACGAUACCAAACCCUUUGUUUUUCUGUGUGAACUGUGAGAAUGCAAAAAGAAUCUUGUCUCGUUGGGGGGGUGAAGAAAACCUGUGUUUCUAGUUAGGCAGCAAUAUCCUCGCUUUUAAGGGAAGCCAACUGAAGGGCUGUUAGAUUAACAGCAUUCCUUCACCCUCUGCUUCCUGAGUACUGCUGCACUAACGACUUUUCUGUGGACUGGUAUUGAACUGGUACCUCCUUGCUGCGUAAGUAUUGCAAGGUGACUGCACACGCUUGUACCCAUUGCAUUAGUUUCUCUUGACAGUGUGAUCAAGGCACACUCCAUUGUUCUGUCUGUCUUCCUCCUCUCCCUCUGCAUGACCUGGGGUAACAUCCAGCUGUGCCAAGCAGAAGGUAUCGGGCUGGACUUGCAGUUUGAGCAGUUAUCUGAUCUCCUGCAACCCCCCCCCCUACCCCAUUGGAAAAAUCCCAUUUUAGUGGAAAGACUGAGAUUCAUUUUAGUGUUACUGGCGCUGCACGUUGCAGAGUGUUUGUGGAGAGAGAGAGAGAGAGAGAGAGAGAGAUCCUGGUGCAAAGGCUAAUUCUGGUUCCCCAACUUGUGAAAGGAUGCCAACAGAACAGUUGUACUGAAGAGGUGUUAUAAUAUGUUCUGACUCCGCUUAUGGCGUGUAGGACCAUUAUUUGUACACUCUAUUCUCGAAGCGGGUUGAGUCGGUACUGUAAGGAAGGGCAUGUAUCUUUUAACAGAUCCUUUGUUCGUACUUAUAAACUACAAUUUGGAUCAUGAGUUUCCCGUGGACUUUCUGCCUCUAGAAUUUCUUGAUUUUGUUGAAUUUUUGUCCACUAAACACUUUGGGAAAUGAUCACCCCAGUUGGGUUAAAACAUGGGUGGUGCCUGGAGAGAGUGAGCUGGGGCUGCAGUGAAAGCCCACUCGAUACCAGUGGGAGCAACCAGUUAUUUUAUUGUGUGAUGUUUAAGUGCCAAUUCAGAAUACUUCUAAAACUGACCUUGCGCGCAUGUCAUCUCUGUCAAACGUGUGUUUUGACAACUUUAAAGAUAAAUUGCUUUGUGCGUGUUUGUAACGGAGUUGUCCAGUUGUAAUUCUACACUCCCACCUCCAGUGCUACAGCAGCACUAUCUACGUUUCACUUACCCUCUGGGUUAAAGCUCCCCCAUCCCAACAAACAACUCCGUGCUCUAUGGUUUCCUAUUGAUCUACAAUCUGAGCAGAAUGAGUUUGGCAUUAGAUGAAUAUUCCCGUGUGAAUGACCUUCACUUUCCUUGUUUAAUUGUGCAAGAGAGCACCUGGUACCACACUUGGCAUUUAUUUACUGCUUUUUAUGUCGAUGACUAUCUCCUGGUGCUUUCCAGAAUGGUUAUUAGAAUGGAUAAGGGACACUGAAGUAAUUGGUUGGUCAUUCAGAGGCCUGGUUUCACAAAGGGUGUUGGACAGUAGAAAAGAGGUUUAUCAGGGGCGGGGGGGGGGGGGAGGUUCCCAAGUUUAUGGACUAGUCAGUGUCUGGUGAUGCCAGUGGGGUCCCGCAAUUGGAGGACAACGAGGUCCCAUGUGGCUGGGGGAAGUCACAGAAGGGAGUUUGAUCAUGAAUGGAUUUAGCAUUGUAGUGACUCCCAACAGGACUGUGCUGAAAGAUGCAUUAGCUCUGUCCACAGUGAAGACUGGGAUGGGUGAGAGGGAACUAUAUAUGCUGCUCAUUUCUAGGUUUCCAAUCUGAACUUCUGGGGUUGGGAAGUAAUUGUUCAUCGGUGGAGGUGUUGCUUGUCUGCAGUGUACGUGUUAACUGGAUCAGAAACUAGUUUCGCUCUCCAUUCCAAGGAGACGUUGCAGUAACUAAGAAACUGAAGAUUCCCAACACUAUUUAAGAUGCAAUUUGUGCCAUUUUUAAGGGAAAUAUACAGUAAUGAACCUAUAUGAAGAGUUUUGUAGCUUAAAGGUUUGACAACAUUAAUCUGCAGUCACAGGUGUAGGGAAGAGCCUUUUAAUUUAAAACAUUGGGUGUUGCAAAUUGGGGAGAUCAGUACAAAGUUGCCCAUCCCCACAACCAGGUAUUGCCUGCUUCUGGGAUUCAGGAGCACUGAGAUGUAGUUAGUGAAGGGUUAAGUGCAGCUGGCAGUGUAAGGAGUUGGUCAAAGCAGAUGCUACAAGAAUUGCAGGGAGGUGACUUUACCCCAGAGCAAAACCUUUGACGUUCUGGAUAACAGAGACCCUUCUCGCCAGACAGGGGAUGGGUUGCGUUAUCCCUGCUCCUGAGACAUCCUUGUGCGGGGAAUCGGGGAUUGCUCGGGGCUUGUUUCCCUAUUGCUAAGUGUUUCAUGAGAAGGCGCUGUUGAACUUGAUGCCACGGGGGUUUGGGCCAUCUGAGGACAGUCUUGUUUCAACCACAUAUUGGUGUUGAAUCAGGGUUACAUCUGAUCUUCAGGUUUUCACUGAAGGACCACAGACCACAGCCACCCACCAGCUCUUUAUACCUCUAGACUCCAGACUGUCCUGCCACACCAGGAGUUGGUCUUAUAAAUCCAGUGAUGGAGCCACCCUGGGACAGAAGGUUGGCACAGUGCCCUGUGUUUGGUUGGGAAGUUUAAGACCCCAGAGAGAUUGCUACCCGCUUCAGUUUUCUCUUAACUUCCCACGCCUUGUGAAGUUGGAGUUCAGUUUUCCCAAGCGGUUUCUGGUCUAUAAAAUAUCCCGAGGGUCGGAAGGCAAGUUAUCUGACUUCCACCUCCCCACCCCGACAACCAGUCCCCAGUCCGAGAUUCCGUUGAAUCUGUCUCCAUUUACCUUACAGGCAGCACGUUCCAAGUGCAUUUUGAAAGAUCAGGGACAAGACAAAAUGAGAUUUGCCUGCUGGUGGGUGCCUGUUACUUGUUUUAUACCCUUCAUUUCCCCCCGGUUUUGAAACCAUCAUUUGAUUCCUGCCACAUAAGUAGCUCAGAAUCAGAGUGCCCGAGACAAGGUCAGUUUGACAUAAUCCUGUGUAGAUAACAUGAAGAAGCUCUUAACGUUUGUCCAACUGAUCCAAACCAAAUGCCAGUGUAAAACUGGAGCUUUGAGAGCGACACGGAGAUCUAAUUCCCUGACAAUAGUAGAACAGUUAACACUGUUCUGUGAACAUCAACCAACCAAUAGGCAAAGGAAUUACAAUCUAAGUACUGACACAGACAUGGCUUGGGUAAAGACUGCAGAUUCUCUGUGUACACCCCCCCCACUCCCCCCCUUCUCUCUUGCAGUUACUUUAAAAGGUCAAUGCUUGGCACAUGACUAUUCAGUGUAAAUUUUAGGCAGUGGAUGGUGGGAUGUAGAGUGUAAACAUUUGUUAACUUGGUAUUACAAAUGACUAUGUAUUGCAGAAGUCUGUACAGAACAUUGCAUUUUUAGCAUUUUGUCAAUUUUUUUCAGGAUUUUAAAUAAAAACUACCGUCAGGUA
Molecule: messenger RNA, 8013 nt
Organism: Pristis pectinata (smalltooth sawfish)
Lineage: Eukaryota; Metazoa; Chordata; Chondrichthyes; Rhinopristiformes; Pristidae
Gene: pygo2
Product: pygopus homolog 2 (Drosophila)
Exons: 3
Coding region: 89-1318 (409 amino acids)
Source: RefSeq, a predicted model, not a curated record